GGGGCGGGCCCUCGGCGCGCUAUAAGGGGGCGGGCGGGGGAACCGGGGGCGCCUCUCCUCAGGUGUCGUCGCCGCCGCCGCUGCUGCCAUGGCCCCCGCGCUGUGCCCGCUCCGCGCCCUCGGCUGGGUCGCGCUGCGGCCCCCCUGCGGCCGCCGCCUGCACCUCAGCGCGCACAGAGGUGAUGCAGUUGUGAUUUCUGGAAGGAAGCUGGCCCGACAGAUCAGACAGGAAGCCCGUCAUGAGGUUGAACAGUGGGUAGCAGCUGGAAACAAGAGACCUCACCUCAGCGUUGUUCUAGUUGGUGAAAAUCCUGCAAGUCACUCCUAUGUAUUGAACAAAACCAAAGCAGCUGCUGAUGUUGGAAUCAGCAGUGAGACGAUUCUCAAGCCAGCUUCUAUUACUGAGGAAGAACUACUGGAUUUGAUCGGCAAACUAAAUAAUGAUGCCAAUGUGGAUGGCCUGUUAGUGCAGCUUCCUUUACCUGAACACAUUGAUGAGCGAAAGAUUUGCAAUGCUGUGACUCCAGACAAAGAUGUUGAUGGCUUUCAUGUAAUAAAUGUGGGGCGCAUGUGCCUUGACCAGUAUUCCAUGCUGCCAGCUACCCCCUGGGGUGUGUGGGAGAUCAUUAAGAGAACUGGCAUCCCAACACUGGGGAAGAAUGUGGUGGUGGCUGGCCGGUCAAAGAACGUGGGAAUGCCCAUAGCCAUGUUGCUGCAUACAGAUGGCAGGCAUGAGCGCCCAGGAGGUGAUGCCACAGUAACAAUAUCACACCGCUACACUCCAAAGGAGCAGCUGAAGCAACACACAAUCCGUGCUGACAUUGUGGUAGCAGCAGCAGGCAUUCCCAACCUGAUCACAGCUGAUAUGAUCAAAGAAGGAGCUGCAGUUAUUGAUGUGGGGAUAACUAGAGUGCAGGAUCCCAUCACUGCCAAAUCAAGGCUGGUUGGGGAUGUGGAUUUUGAAGGGGUGAAAAAGAAAGCUAGUUACAUCACUCCAGUCCCUGGAGGAGUUGGGCCCAUGACAGUUGCCAUGCUGAUGAAGAACACCAUCAUUGCUGCCAAGAAGCUGUUGAAACCCAAAGCAUUGGAAGCCUUAACUGUUUAACAUAGGACUGUUUUUAGCACUGAAAACAACAUUCCAAAAUGACUCCCAGACAGGCCGAUAGAAAAUGCAAUAUUUUUAUUUAUUGUACAGAAGUGGUAUUUCCUAUUCUGAGGUCAUAGAUAUUUAUUUGAAGCUGAAGCAUAUGUGCAUUGCUUAUACCAAGGCAUAAGCAUCUACACUCCUGGCCUAUUCAUUCAGUACAUAACAUCUAGCAGAGCUGCUUUUUGAGCUAACACUCUUCUAAGAAGUCAGCCCUGCAGCUUACGCUGUUCUUGCAGGGACAGAGCAGCAGUUGAGAUGCUGGGCGUGCAGUUCUCCAGGGAACUUGGUGCAAUAUUAGCAAUCCUGGAGGAAGUGGAGUGGGGCUUCACAGUGCAGAAGUAAUGACUUCGGUGCUUCUAUUCUCACAAAUGCCCAGACUGCUUGCAUUUGACCAGCUCUGAAGUAUUUUACUCAAUGCUAGACGUGUAGUUUGAGUUGAGCUCUUCUGUAGAACCAUCUACUUGAAAAAGCCACAUCUGUUCUCAGCUUGGCUGGGGCCAUAGACAGUGGUAGAUCUGUUGUAACAUUUUUAGUGUGCAGCUAAGCUUUUUUUUUUUCCUAUUUGGAUGGUGACUUUUUUAAACCCUUUUUCUCUAACCAAAGAAAAUUGGGGGGGGGGUGCUGUUGGUGACUGUACUGGGCCCACAGUAAGCUUCCUGGACUGUAGUGUGAAAGGAUUCCAGUGCUUGGUGAAUAAUCCAGGCUAACUCUGAAUAAAGUACGGAAGGGGGGAACCCCACUUGUUUCCUAGAA
This is a messenger RNA of Cygnus olor (mute swan), 1900 nucleotides long. RefSeq names its product methylenetetrahydrofolate dehydrogenase (NADP+ dependent) 2, methenyltetrahydrofolate cyclohydrolase (gene MTHFD2). Gene Ontology annotation, cellular component: mitochondrion. The record is from RefSeq and is a predicted model, not a curated record. Gene Ontology annotation, molecular function: methylenetetrahydrofolate dehydrogenase (NAD+) activity; methylenetetrahydrofolate dehydrogenase (NADP+) activity; methenyltetrahydrofolate cyclohydrolase activity. Lineage: Eukaryota; Metazoa; Chordata; Aves; Anseriformes; Anatidae. The coding region runs from base 89 to 1105 and encodes 338 amino acids. Gene Ontology annotation, biological process: tetrahydrofolate interconversion. The transcript is spliced from 8 exons.